Symbiodinium sp. CCMP2592 is the source of this 1674-nucleotide messenger RNA. NCBI's taxonomy places the organism in Eukaryota, Dinophyceae, Suessiales, Symbiodiniaceae. The record is from the annotation of a GenBank genome assembly.
AUGCUGGAGAGUCUGUUCUCAGCUCUAGCGGUGGCCGGCCCGGCCCGAGGACUCCGCCGGGCCAGAUUUCGUUUCACGGGAGCGGCAAAGUCGGAGACCGUGGAAGGCCUCUGCAUUGAAGCAUCUCGGCGAGACAUGGCAAGACUUGGGAUGCUGUGCCAGGAUGCUGACUGCUUGUUUGACGUUGCAAUGCCCAAUUUACUCAGGACUGGCGAGGUCUGCGAAAUUUCGCAGCGACUCUUCGCCGACGGCGGGGCGAUUUUGUGGGAAGUUGUUGCAUGUCGGGGGCUUGCCCCGGGGCCGAUGAAUGUCUUUGCGUUUGCUGCGCAGGUUUUCGUUGCGCUGGCACUGACGCAGCUACUGAGCGUCUGCUCCAGCGUGCGCGGAGCACCAGGGGCUGCAAGCAGGCGUGGCAGCGUGGCAUUGGGUCUACGGUAUCAGAGAUCGCCAAACUGCAGCGAAGGUCCAGCGAGUGAAGCCGGGGCUUGCCACACGCCGAUGGCGGAGGCCAGGAUGCAGAUGCCGGGUGCUCGGAGCGAGGAGACUGAGGUGGAGGCCUGCUCUGAGACCUCUUUUUGUUUCUUCUCCUUCCGGAUCGACGUGUACCUGAGUCGCGGCACGAAGGUUGCAGCCGGCAGCUCUCCCAAUUGGGCGGCUCUCCUGGCGGCUGACGCAGCAAACUGGAUGGACUCGGUGCUUGGCAUGCUCAAGGCUGCUCCACCUGAUGAAGCAGAUGAUGCGAAGCUACGCGAGACACCAGAGUUGGCGCCCUUCGGGGCGGGGUUCGCCAUGCAGAGUUUGGACGGCAUCCACCAGCAGCCUGUUUCACUUUGGCUUUGGUUUCAACCUCUGCUGGGAGGGCAUCCGACUUUGACUUUUGGCUAUGCGGUCAACCAGAGCCUGGAGUGCAUCCGACUCCCCAUCAGCAUCCAACUUCCCAGCAGCCUGCAGAGUUUGGCGUUCGGCGGCGCUGACUCAAGCAGCAGCUCCACUGGGUUGACAUCCGACCCACGGAAAAAGGGCGAAGGCAGAGGCUGGACCUUUGGUAUUGGUUCUACUGGCACAUUGCUUUUUAGUCCACGGGCAUCGAUAUGGCUUCUGCGAAACAGCUCACCGAACUCGCACGGAUUGAACUUCGGAAAGUUCCCCCGCUUGCCGAUCGUCGACUGGAGCACCAUGAGCCUUUACGACAUGGAAGGGGUUAACACCUGGCCCGUUGUUAUAGUGAGCUACCUCUCUGUCCUGAGGGAUCAGAUUGUGAUGAAUCAGAUGAUCGUUGUUGUGAUGCACAGGCGCUUGGGACGCUCAGUGUCGCAAGAAUGCUGGCAAGGCCAUGUCCGACUGCGGUGGCCAGGAGAUGCAAAGGAGCUCGAAUUUCACAGCCCUCGGGACAACUGGGAGAGGGAAGCCCAGCGUCGCCGGAAUGGGGAGGCGACGCAAGGGAGCUCCGAAGCCUUCGAGAAGAACUUCGCGGCGGAGAGCGCGGUGCACAAGACCUGUCUGCAGACUGAGAAGCCGAACCUCGAUGUCCAGAACACCCGCCAGACAGGGUUGAAAACUGUGACAAGUACCGCCACGACGACGGGCGAGGUGCAAGAGAACGCCAUGCACAGCGCCAAGGAUUCUUGUGAAGUGAAAUCUGGUGCGGCUGGGAAAGAGGCGGUGUUGAUCUAA